UUCCUCUAGGUGGUCUGGUAGAGAAUAAGGUGGUCUCUCUCCUGCUGGUGGCUGAACCAGAGAGUAUCUUUGCAAUGCCGGACCCCACCGUCCCCGACAGUGACAUCAAAGCCCUGACCAUACUGUGUGACCUUGCCGACCGCGAACUGGUGGUCAACAUCGGCUGGGCCAAACACAUCCCUGGUAGGAAAACACACAGAUACAGGAAUAAAUGGGUAUACUGUACAAACACACAAACACACGCACACACACACAGAGGCAUAAACACACAUAAUAGUCACACACAUCAUAGUCAAUAAAACUCUUAUCAGCUCAGAGUGGAGAUUGUUGCCCCCUGAGUUGGAUUAAGACUUUAGUCCAGAAACAGAAAACAGUGUGAAUCUGUGUGUAUGUAUGUGUCUGUGCUCUGCUAAGCCAAGGUAAGGAUGUGUCAUUUGCAGUGGUGUAGCGCAGUUCCGCGGGGACCCAUUAUCCCUUAGGUCUAGCACAAAAAAUACUUAAAUUGUUUAAGCAUAUGUAUGCGAAGGAGAUGUGUCGUGCUGCAUGAGGCAAAUGGUGGUCACACCAGAUACUGAACGGUUUUCUGAUCCACGUCCCUACUUUUCUUAAAGGUAUCUGUGACCAACAUAAUCAUAUCUGUACUCCCAGUCAUGUGAAAUCCAUAGAUUAGGGCUUAUUACAUUUAUUUCAAUUGACUGAUAUGAACUGUAACAGUAGAAUAAUUGCAUGUUGUGUUUAUAUUUUUGUUCAGUGUAAUGAUGUGUUGAAAUGGGCCCGACAAUAUAAUAAUAUUGUUUUUCUUUUUGGAGGGGGGGGGUUGGGGGCCCCAAAAGCUUGUGCCCCCCCCCCAGCUUUGCUGGGGCUGUGGGUGUGUGUGCUAUGCCAGUGGUCACUUGACCAUGUGCCAGAGCCUACUACCACCUGAAAGUAUUAGUAGUAGUACUCUUAAUGUUUCCCCCCUUCCUCCCUGCUGAUAAGAGGAGUGUGUAGGGAGAACUCCUCCUAGAUUAGUGCUCUCCAGGAUGGAGGGCAUAGGAGGCAAAAUAAGCUGUUUAAGCCUGUUUAAGCAAGCCAGGGUUUAGUUGUGUAGUGACAACACAUAUGGAUCAUCGGACACACACUAAUGGUGGAGAUAAAGAGGAAGAGGCCAUCUCUCUUCACCCCCACGGUUGAGUUUGCAUUCCACCCUGUUGUGGAUACAUGGUUGAGCUUGUGACAGCCCUCAGUCUCUCUCUCUAGGAAGUCUUUGUUUUGGAAAGGCCCUUGGGUGUGGGCCAGCUGUGUUUAUCUGGUCUAACUGGGAAAACUAGUCCCUCCCACAACUACACCCAUGGUGACACACAGGAUUAGAUAUCUGUCUAACUGUAUAAUUGUCCUGCCUCGUUUAACCAAACGUCAGAUUUAGUUUAAUAUACUUUAGCUGUAUUUUAUAUUUCCUGUUGAAUUUCCUUACAUAAGUAUUGUUAUUAAAUUUGUCAGGGUACACAAACUUGUAGAAAUCGAAUGACAUUCCCCAAGUAGAUAGCAGUGAAGGUAGAUAUGACCAUAUAUCCAGUAUCUUUUUCACCUCUCUCUCUCUUUCCCCAAGCUUUUUCUCUCUCUCACUCAGAUGAAAGUCUCUCUCCUCUAUCAGCAGUUAAUGUCCUGUUCACACCCAAAACAUCACCAGGGAAACACCUGUAUGUUUGUUGAUUUUUGUCCAGUAAUGCUUACACAACAAGCUACCUAAGCAGGUGUGUGUGUGUGCAGACUUUCUUGAUCAGCACUUUCAUUGUUCUCAAAUAAAGGAGGAAGAGCAACAAAGCGUUCCCCUCCUGGCUGCCUUGGAACUCUUCUUCUCUGCUUGUCACCAGUGUUUACUGUCAGAGUGGGAGUCAAACAGUCAGUCAUAUGGAUGUCUGUAUUUGUAGCACUUUGCCAGUGGAGUGUUUGUCUGUCUUGGGGAGUGGAGCAUCCAUAAGAAACAACCAGAGCACAGACACAGACACAGACACACCAGGGACCCACCUCAGGGGGUGACAGAGAAGAGAGAGACUGAGAGAGUGGGAAGAUAGGGAUUGAGAGAGAGAGAGCGAUAGAGAUAGUCAGAUAGAUGUUGUGAGAGGGGGAGAGAGAGAUACAGUAGAAAAGGACAAAGAGAGGAGGGACAGAGAGGAAGAGAGAAAGUACUCUCAGCUCUAGACCAAUUGUAGCACCGUAAUGGUGGUGUCACAUCAGCUCUGUGUGAGUGGCAGGCUACAGCCCAUGGCUGGAGGAACCAGUGUCCUGGCAGAGGGGCCCAGGCUGUAUUUGCUACUGCCCAGGGGGAGGUGACCCCCCCUCCCCUGUCUGGUCCUGUCAUGAAGACUGACGUUGAUUCUAUCUGAGGGCUAGGCUGGUAGAAGAUGAGCUGGCUUAAGACCAUCUCUAACCCCAUGCUUUGGCCUUUUUUAGCCUGCCGUAAGUUGGCUGUGAGGUAAGUAUGUCUGCGUAUCUGUAGGUGCUCAGCUGAACCUUUCAAGCCCAGAUAACCCUCUCAAAUCAAAGCCUGUGAGCAUAUCACUGUCCCAAGAUCUCCACAUACCCGCGACCCUUACUACAGCUUUGAGAAUGCCAUUCCAUGGUUAAAAAAGAGGACCUCUUUGUCUCUGCCGGCAUUGUCUUGUCUCUGUGGGACAGAGGAUGUCGUUGAUGCUCCUUUACAGUGUGUGUGCCCUUGUGUGUGUCCAUAUAGAGGUAUCCUCAAAGACAAAGACACACAUACAGGUUCAAACAAUGCUUCUCCCUCUCCUCUACUGAUCAAUCGUUCCAUACUGGAAAGCAGAUCCCUAUCGACCAAUGAAAGAGUCCACAGACGGCGUUCCAAUCAAUCUGGGAGAGAUAAGAGAGGGGCGGGAGCCACAGGCGUCCCUAUGGCGAUUGUAAAAGUGCCCGGACCCUGAUAAGAAUCACUGAUGGUGUCAAAAAUAAAAGCCUUCCCCUCCUCCAUUCUGUAAAGUAAUCAAUCUGUUUUUUAAUUAUGCUGUGUGGGUGUGUGUGACGAGACUACAGAGUGUGUGGAUCUAAUCAUGCUCACAUGGGGGUGUAUCUGUCGUUCAAAGGGGGUGUCUUUAUUGGAUGGACAACUUAGGGCUUUCACUAUUAAACUGUUCCACACCCCCUGCCUCUGUCCCUCUAGCCCAACUGACCCCUCAGCCAGUAACCCUUCGGUUGAGCUUGGUCUAAUAUUUCCAAUAGGUCCAGACAUUCUGAGUGAAACCAUCACAAUGACAUGUUUGAGUGCAGAUGUUUUUGAAACCUUUAUGUAUUUUUAGUUUGUAUCUUUUCAAUGAAGAUAUCAUGUCUUCAGAAUUUCCCUUUCUCUCUUUAUCCCUAAUUAGAUCUAGCUAGCUCUAACCUCUUCAUCUCUCCCUUUUCUCCAUCCCUCUUUCUACAGGUUUCCCCUCACUCUCGCUGGCAGACCAGAUGAGUCUCCUGCAGAGCGGUUGGAUGGAGAUUCUGGUCCUGCGUGUGGUGUUUCGCUCGCUGGCCUUGGAGGAUAAGCUGGUGUAUGCUGAGGACUACAUCAUGGAUGAGGAGCAGUCCAAACUAGCAGGUGUACUGGACCUAAACAACGCCAUACUGCAGCUGGUGAAGAAAUACAAAGCCAUGAGAAUAGAAAAGGAGGAAUUUGUUGUUGUCAAGGCCAUUGCACUGGCUAACUCAGGUAUGGAACUUCACUGUUGAUGUUGGUGUAAUUGAGGUUGAGUUAGGCAUGUAUUUUCCAAUGACUGUUUGGCUUUGCUUUCAUUCAAUCUCUGCAUACAAUAUACCAACAACAUUUCCUUUCCUCUCCCUUUCCAUCUGUCUUCCCUCUCCCCCUCUCCACAGACUCCAUGCAGAUAGAGGAUGUGGAGGCAGUCCAGAGGCUCCAGGAUGUGCUCCAUGGGGCCCUGCAGGACUAUGAGAGUGCCCAGCACACAGAGGACCCUCGGCGGGCAGGCAAGAUCAUCAUGACCCUGCCCCUGCUCCGGCAGACGGCUGCCAGGGCCGUCCAGCACUUCUGUAGCAUCAAGCAGGAAGGCCGUGUGCCCAUGCACAAGCUGUUCCUGGAACUGCUGGAAGCCAAGGCC
This is a messenger RNA of Coregonus sp. 'balchen', 4091 nucleotides long. Lineage: Eukaryota; Metazoa; Chordata; Actinopteri; Salmoniformes; Salmonidae. The record is from the annotation of a GenBank genome assembly.